Penicillium concentricum is the source of this 396-nucleotide messenger RNA. RefSeq lists its product as uncharacterized. Lineage: Eukaryota; Fungi; Ascomycota; Eurotiomycetes; Eurotiales; Aspergillaceae. The record is from RefSeq and is a predicted model, not a curated record. The coding region runs from base 1 to 396 and encodes 131 amino acids. The transcript has a single exon.
AUGGCCACGAGCAAAAUCAAUGGCCAGUCGGUUUUCGCAAUCUCGCAUACUUUUGUCUGCUCUGUGUUCGAGGAGAACCUUGACAUUGUCGACCCGACCAAAGAGCGCGGCCUCCAUCAGGGCAGUCCUUCCACUUAUGCUAACGGCAUUUACCGCAGCCCCGUGCUUAAUGAGAAGCGAUACCAUCGCCAAGCUCUGCUCAGCUGCUGCCAUGAUAAGGGUUGUUCGAUCAUUGUAAUAUCCUCGGACAAACAGCUGGGCUUCGCUAGAAUUCUCCAGGUAUUUCCGUACCGCUUUGACAUUCCCGGUGACACAGUCGCUGAUUGGCAUGAGAAUUCUUUUCUGUUCAAAGGGCUCAAUGUCGCACCCUACAUUGAUGGUGACGACCUCCUUUGA